This is a messenger RNA of Anopheles coustani, 1072 nucleotides long. RefSeq names its product replication termination factor 2. The coding region runs from base 74 to 1003 and encodes 309 amino acids. NCBI's taxonomy places the organism in Eukaryota, Metazoa, Arthropoda, Insecta, Diptera, Culicidae. The transcript is spliced from 3 exons. Gene Ontology annotation, biological process: site-specific DNA replication termination at RTS1 barrier; mitotic DNA replication termination. Gene Ontology annotation, cellular component: nucleus. The record is from RefSeq and is a predicted model, not a curated record.
AGAUCUUUACAUUAGCAAGCAUAUUUCGUUGAGGUUCCUGUGUGAAUUUGAAGGCUAAUUACAAUUUACGAAAAUGGGAUGUGAUGGUGGAACUAUUCCUCGUCGUGAUGAGCUUGUGCGGCUGAAGAAAAAACCAGAAAAGAAAGACAAGGAUUCAGAAAGGCAGUUUCGUUGGAAACAUUGUGCGCUUACCCAAUUACGCCUGCAGUUACCAAUCGUGAUUUGCGCUUUGGGUAGACUGUACUCCAAGCAAAACGUAAUCGAAGCUCUAUUGGAUAAAGAGAAAAUGCCCGAGUCGUGCGCACACAUCAAAUCGCUCAAGGAUAUUAAGAAUCUUAAUUUGACACCAAAUCCAGCGUACGACGAGUCGAAAGACGACAAAAGCUCGCCCUUCAUUUGCGGUUUGAUUGGCCUGGAAAUGAGUGGGCAGUUUAGAUUCGUUGCACUAUGGUCUUGCGGAUGUGUGUUUUCAGAAAGAUCGCUCAAAGAAAUUAAAGGAAAAACGUGCCCCCUCUGCCAAACUCCAUUCACCGAUGAAGAUAUAAUCGUCUUGAACGGAACAGAGGAUGAUAUUGAUCAGAUGCGCGUCAAAAUGGAAGCACGUAAUGCACGUUUGAAACUGGAGAAAAAAUCAAAGGCCGAAAAAAAAUCGAAGUCAAAAGAAGUUGCUCCGCCCGCAACGGUAACAUCCGCCGAAGCAUCUGGUUCAGCUGAAGCAAGCAGCUCCGGACUGAUGGAUAAAAAGCUGGUGGUCCCAACUGCACCAAAAACAAACGGGGAAGGAAGCAGUAAAUCUAGCUUGAAGCCAGCUGUUCCGAACAAAAGGGCUCUGAUUAGCGACAAGAUUGGAGAAGAUCCCGUCUUCAAGAAGUCAAAGGAUGAUUACAGCGUUGCGAAGGAUCCUAAAGCAUCUGACGUGUACAAGUCACUAUUCACUUCGCAUGAAAGUGAAAAAGACCAGAAACGCGCACAUUGGGUGACGUACAAUCCGUUCUAUAAUUAAGCAGUUCUAUACUUUCGCGUAUACUUAAAAUAGCGUAUUCAAUAAUUAAACAAAGAACAGACUAAUAAA